Molecule: messenger RNA, 3852 nt
Organism: Rubroshorea leprosula
Lineage: Eukaryota; Viridiplantae; Streptophyta; Magnoliopsida; Malvales; Dipterocarpaceae
Source: the annotation of a GenBank genome assembly
UUUCUGUCGUGCCUCUUGUUUUCCGGCUGGGUUGUUUCUUCCUGUAAAUCUGCCUUAAUCGUCUAUUCUAGAUCUAGUCAAUUCUUUUCUCUUGGGGUGUUUAAGAUCUCGAGUUUUCUUGCUGUGAUACCCUUCAAUUGGAAGUGUAAUUUUUCUAAUUUCUGAUUUUCUGACUUUGGAUCCAAGUCUAUCUCUUUGAUUAUGGAGAUUGGCUUUAGAAAUUUAGUUUAUUUUGAGUGAGAGCUUUGUGUUCAAGUCAACACUUCAGGAGCAACGGCUUGGGUCCUUUGCCAAGUUGUAGGUUUUGGCUGUUUCUUUGGGUGUUUGGAUCUUUGAUCUACUCCCAAUUCUUUUCUUUCUUCAUGUUUUCUUUUGGUUGGGUGUCAAGGGUGUCAUGGAAUCCCCUGCUUCUGGUUCUAGAGUAGGUUUUCUCGCCGGUGGAUUUUUGAGUUUCGAUUGGAAUCCCAAACUCAGACCUUCUCGCUGAAAGCGCUGCACUGUCCAAGGGGGUGGAGGAGAUUUCGGAUCUCAAGAAGUUUCACCCAAAAUAGCAAGCAUAACCGGAUUCUCAGAGCUCCAGAAGAUAGCUAAUUAGUUAUGGGAGAAAAGGCCAUCCUUUUUCAAGCAGUGGUUCCAAUUGGUGAGAGGAGGUCGAUGAUGAAUGCCUGGUUCAAAAUCCAACCCACCACCGGCAAAAUCUCCGGACCUUUCCAUGCCAGCCAACAACCUUUCCGUUUGGGGAUAAGUUCUACCAUUGUCAGUCCCUCGUUGCGUACAAACCUCUUGUCCUUGCAUACAACCCCCUUGUCCUUGUAUACGAUAGGCGGCCGAGUGCCCAACCAUUUUGUGCUCAGCGACUGCAUCAGCUGGGUUAGCUUCUCUAGAUAUUUUGGAUUUGGUAAUUUAAGCAUCUAUGGACAAGGUGUUUUCAAGGAGUGGAAGACCAGUAAAUUACCGUCUCCUUGUGUUGAUUCAGUCCUCGGCGUUUAUGGUAAAUACUUGUGCAUACUUCCCGGUGUGUGGAAAUAUGGUUAUUAUCGCAUAGACGAGGAUGAAUAUCUUACUAAUCAAAAGGGCUACAUCUGGGACACCAGUGAAAAUAAAUGCCUUGAAACCAGAAUAGAUCCUCCAAAAGUUGAGGGUGAAAAAUGGCAGUGGCGUAGGAUUCGUGCUUGUGCUCCUUUGGAUGGAGAAGGGCUUCUAAUUGCUAUGGAUGGAGAGAAGAACAACUUCUUUCUCUAUAACCCAGAGAAUAAUGAUUGGCAGAUUUGCAAUAUGAAGGAUCCACUUCCCAAAUUCAUUGGUGAGACUAGCUUUGCGGCAUCCGGCGGGAAACUGUACAUCUUGGAGGUGCCAGUUAAGUCCCCUGCCUUCUUAUACAUCUACAAUAUUAACGGCGGGGAAAGGAGGCUCGAGAAGGACAAAAUUCCAAUUCUGGAGUUUGUUGACGACUUGUGGUCAAUGGAUAAGUGGGAUAGAGGGGUCCGUCUAGUUCACCUUGCUGAUGACAUGCUUGGCAGGUCUCGCCGGUCUCGCCAGUCUGACAAGCUCUGUUUUCUGUGGCUUGGCCCUGUUUCCUACGAAAAUGAAAACGGGUGGCCUCCUGUUCGGACCCUUCACCAUCUCAAAAUUGAGGUUCCCUUCUGUUCAGAUCAACCGACUAAGGUUGUGGAUAACAAAGUUUUUCGUACAAACAUCACUGAUUUGUUAGAUUGCCUGCCAUGUGAUCCUCUCAUGUUGGAAACUGAAGCGGAUGAAGUACUCAUACCCAGAGCUUCAGGAACAACGGCGGCUGCCAGAGAAAACACCCUCCUUUUCCAAGCAGUGGUUCGAUCUGGUCAGAGCGAUUUGACGAUGAAUGCCUGGUUCAAAAUCAAACCUACACACGAAAUCUGCGGACCUUUCCAUGUCAGACAACCAUUUCGUUUGGGAAUGAGUUCUACCUUUGUUGGUUCUUCCUUGUAUGCAAUAGGCGGUGAAGUGCCCUCUAGCAGGUUAUGUAAGUCUGGUUACAUCAGCUGGCUUGACACCCGCAGUCCUUUCAAUGGGUGGGAGGUCGGUGAAUUACCAUCUCCUUGUGUUGAUCCAGUCAUUUGCGUUUGUGGUGAUUUUUUGUACAUAUUUACUGAACUAGAGGGCUACAUCUGGGAUACCAGAGUCAAUUGCUUUCUUGCCACCAUACUCCUUCCUCGAGUUGUUGGUGGUGGUGAGAGGCAGUGGCGUAGGAUUCGUGCUUGUGCUGCUUUGGAUAGACAAGGGCUUCUAAUUGCUAUGGAUGGAGAGAAGAACAACUUCUUUCUCUAUAAUCCGGAGAACAAUGAUUGGAGGAUUUACAAUGUUAAGGAUCCACUUCCCAAAUUUAGUGGUGAGACUAGCUUUGCAGUAUCCAAUGGGAGACUCUACAUCCUGGAGGUUCAAGUUAAGUUCCCUGUCAUGUUAUACAUCUAUGACAUUAUGGAAGGGAAGCUCGUGAAAGGAAAAAUGCCUAUUCCGAUUUCUUCUAAUGACCUUUUGCGGUUAGGUGAAUAUUACAAGAUAACAGUGUGCCGUUUAGUUCCAGUGGCUAAUGACAAGCUCUUUUUUCUGAGCCUUCUUCGUGUUUUUCCUUCUUUUUCUGAGGGUGAACUUGGAACGACUCUUCUUGAAUAUCGCAAAUUUAAGUUUUCCUUCAAUCAUAAUCCUUCUAAUUCAGAGGUUGAGGUUGAGUCUUGUAUUGAAUAUUCAGGAUAUUGUUCUAUUGCAAACGUCACCAAUUUAUUAGAUUGCCUGCCAUGUGGGCCUGAACAAUUUGAAGUAGAAGGCAAAUCUCCCCCCGACUAUCUGCUGACACAGCUUGCAGAUCCAUUUCAUGAACAGAAAGGGCAGAUUACAGCUGAACCGGAAACAGAGUCAUCCUCUGAAUAUUCUCUUUCAAGAGGAAAAAUGAUUCGAGAAAUCACUGCAGCAGAUGAAGUAGAGAUGCGUCACAUUCUAGUCGCCCCCAGAAAACAUCCUUCCUAUAGAUCUUACUGGAUCUGGGAGAAAGAGAAAGAGAGAGCAAAAGAGAGAAAGAAAAAGAUUACAGCUGAACCUGAAACAGAGCCAAGCUCGGAAGAUUCUCAUUCAGGAGGAGAAAAUAUUCCAGAAAUCCCUGCAGCAGAGACGGAUGAAGAGAAGCGUAAGAGGAAAAUGCUCAAAAAAGCUGUGGCUAAUAAAAACUAUAGGGAGAGAAUCAGGAAAAGAGCAAAGCUAGCUGAUAAACUUGAGUCUGAAAAUGAAGAAUUACGCGAAGAAAUUGCAUCCCAAAAGCUAAUGGUAGUGGAUCUUACAAAAAGAUUGGCCGAGGAGGAGAAGGUAGAUGAUCCUCAAAACAGUUUUCCUAUGUUGUUGGGAGUUACAGAAGCUUUGACCAAAAUGAAGGAGAAGAAAAAGAAGUACAAGAGAAGAGCAGCUGAAGCAGAUAACAUUGAGCUUGAAAAUCUACAGUUACGCCAAGAAAUUGCAUCCCUAAAAGCACGGAUGGAUGAACUUCUAAAGAGACCGGCUGGAUUGGAGGGUGCGGAGGAGGAGCAAUAUGCCGUUGGAGAAAAAGGGAAGGAGCAGUAUAAAGAUACGUCUGCGAAUCCAGUUCCGCCAGAAGCAUCAUCCCGGCCGCAUCAGGGUACAUCUCCUGACAAGGAUUCCAGCGACAGCGAGAUCUACCCCGAGACUGACAGCGAGACCUAAUGGCUUUACUUAUAGAUGACUUUUUACUGUCUAAUUUUAAAUUUAAUAUAAUAAAAAUUGUGAGUAAAAAAUUUAGAUAUUAAAAUCUUAAAAAUAUAUAUAAUAUUAUUAGUUAUCAUCUUUUUCUAAUAAAUCGAAUAAAAGAUU